Messenger RNA from Camellia sinensis, 1598 nucleotides. NCBI's taxonomy places the organism in Eukaryota, Viridiplantae, Streptophyta, Magnoliopsida, Ericales, Theaceae. The record is from RefSeq and is a predicted model, not a curated record.
UACGGGAAGAGCCUAGUCAGCAAGGAAUCCAGCACUAGUCUCGCCAGUUUCGCACCGAAGCAUAAAAAGUAACUACCUCUUCCUCACUUUCUGAUUCUCGCGAAUCGAUUCUGGUUUCUCUUCUCCGAUUCAAUCUCCAAUAAUCUUCGAACGCCAUGGACGCCGCGAACUUGAACCAGUUGAAGCAAUUCAUCGAUGAUUGCAAGUCCAAUCCCUCAAUCCUCUCCGAUCCUUCUCUCUCCUUCUUCCGAGACUACCUCGAAAGUUAUUAUUUCGAUUUAAUCUUUUUCAGCCUCGGCUGUAAGCUUUCUCCAUCUGCUUACAAGCCCGCAGAAUCUCCCCGUAACAAAUCGAAGUCUUAUGUUGUGGAUGAGAGUGAUGAGGAUAUGGAGGACAUGGAGGAGGAGCAACCGCAAGACACUGCCGAUGAAGAGGAAGAGAGUGAGAUAAUUGAAUCUGAUAUUGAGCUUGAAGGUGAAACAGUGGAGCCGGAUAAUGAUCCCCCGCAAAAGAUGGGAGAUGCUUCUGUUGAGGUCACGGAAGAAAACCGUGAUGCUUCGCAGGAGGCUAAGGCACAGGCUAUGGAAGCAAUUUCUGAAGGGAAACUGGAGGAAGCAAUACAGCAUCUCACGCAGGCUAUUUUGCUCAACCCAACCUCAGCAAUUAUGUAUGCAACCAGAGCCAGUGUUUACAUCAAAAUGAAGAAGCCGAAUGCUGCUAUCCGUGAUGCCAAUGCUGCUUUAGAGAUCAAUCCAGAUUCUGCUAAAGGGUACAAAUCCCUUGGCAUGGCACGGGCAAUGCUUGGUCAAUGGGGAGAGGCUGCUAAGGAUCUUCACUUGGCAUCGAAGUUGGACUAUGACGAGGAAAUAGGUGCCGUACUAAAGAAGGUUGAACCCAAUGCUCACAAAAUUGAGGAACACCGUAAGAGGUAUGAGAGGUUGCGUAAAGAACGAGAGGACAAAAAGAUUGAACGUGAGAGACAUCGUCGCCGUGCUGAAGCUCAGGCUGCAUAUGAGAAGGCUAAGAAACAAGAGCAUUCAUCUGCAAGUAGAAGAACAGGAGGCAUGCCUGGUGGGUUUCCUGGCGGAAUGCCUGGAGGGUUUCCUGGUGGCAUGCCAGGCGGUUUCCCCGGUAGCAUGCCGGGAGGGAUGCCUAACGUUGACUACAGCAAAAUAUUGAAUGACCCCGAAUUAAUGGCUGCAUUCAAAGAUCCAGAAGUCAUGGCUGCUCUUCAAGAUGUGAUGAAGAAUCCAGCUAAUUUUGCUAAGCAUCAGGCAAACCCCAAGGUGGCUCCCAUAAUUGCAAAAAUGAUGGGUAAAUUUUCCGGACCUCAGUAAAUGCUUGUCAAGAGUAGCGUCAUGUUUUUGUGAAGAUUUGUUUUUAUAGUUGGGCAAACCUUGGUUUGACAUGGUGUGGAUAUCAGGGUUCUUUACGUUUUUGUUUAUAUUGUAAUGUGUAUGGACAGUGUCCUCGUCAAAAGUAGUUUUCUUACAUUUAUAGAUGAAAAAAGAAUUGCAAUAUCUAGUUUUUAUGUGUGGUUCACACGGAUUUUUGCAAUUUGAGCAUAUAAUGAAAAGUCCUAUUAAGAAUAUGCUUCA